AAGUGAUCCUCCUUCCUUGUUCUCUGAAAGUGUUGGGAUUACAGGUGUGAGCCGCCAUGUCUGGCUAAAUUUAGCUUUUAAUGCUCUCAUAUUAACUUGUUGAAAACAUUUUGAUAUAUGAAAUUUUUAAAAAACAUUUUUUGACUAGACACUGUUUAAUAUUAAUUCUAAGAAAGUUAAUUAUAACAAGUCAAAUAAGUGAAGAAUACACAUUUGAAAAAAAUUAAUAUUUGUUGAGCAGUUUUAGGUUUAUAGAAAAAUGGAGCAAAAAGUACAAAGAAUUCCCAUAUACCCAGUCUCCCAAGGAUACCCAUUUUUAUCUAGGAUAUUUCACUAUACAUAUUAUACACAGAAAAAUGACUCUACAUCUGUUAACCAAAUAUGUAUUAUUUUGUAAUAGGAAAACCAUGCAUGUUACUUUAAUUCAGGGUUUCCUACCCUCAUCACUACUAACAUUUUAGGCUAGAUAAUUCCUUGUUGUAGGAGCCAUCAUGUGCAUUGUAGGAUGUUUAGCAGCAUCCCUGACCUGCACCCACUAGACGUCAGUAACUCUCCCUAGUCAUGACAUGAAAAAUGCCUCCACACAUUGCCAAAUGUCCCUUGAGAAACAAAGUCACCCUUGGUUGAAAACCAUUGCUUUAACAAUAUAGGUGUUUUAGAAUUUUCUGUAUUUUUCAGCUUUGGUCUAAAUUUAAGGGCUCUAUAGUUCAGUGAAUCUUCACACUGAGGAUCAUAUAGGCAAAAUUUGGAUCCUUCUGUCCACUUGGGCACUGUGGGCAGUAUAUGUAUAAUUUUACUGGGCCUCAGUUUCCUUCACUGCAAAAUAGGUAAAAUGUUACCUAACUUGAAAAAUUGUUGUGAAAAUUCACCAAAUUAUAUAAAAUACUUUGAUUAAUUAAUUAGUAAAUUAACAGAUUAGUUAUUUUCCUUCUCUUCAAAUGUAGUAUAUUGUUUUAGUCCCUGCAGUGUGUCAAAAACCUAUCACAGUGUUAUUAUUUAUAUGGGAAAGGCUGUCAUAAUUUGGGAUCUACUGUUUAUGGAUAUAAAGAAUGCUAUACUAUGAAGAACGCUAUACUCUGGGUAGAUAAAAACUUUUUAAAAUGAAGGCUGAUUUAUGAGGUCAGUUAUGUUUUGAUCCUUUGUGGUACCCUAAUUAGAUUGUAACUACAUUCAGAUUGUUAACUACAUUCAGAUUGUAACAGUUAAGUGAUCUCAUUGUGUUCUUUGAAAGACUUUGAGCUUCCCAGAUUGAAGAUAGCAUUAAAUGUCAGCCAAUCACUUUGUCCUUUGAAGUUUUUGUCUUUCACAUCUGAAAUCCCGCCAAUUGUAACAGCUUGUGUGUCAGCUCCAAUAGAGAAAGUUGGAUACGGUCAAGUUGAAGUUAGUCCACUAAAGACUUCUAAAAACUUGACAUAGUUUAUGAUUAAUAAUGUCGACUUCCCAUUAUUUUUAGAAUUAUAAAACAUUGUCCCUGAUGAAAGAAAUGCUAUCUAUAAUAAUUCAGACUAUUCUUAUUGUUCUCCUGCAGAAAAUUUCUAAAGAUUUGGUGAAGAUAGGAAAACUGUCAAAAAGCCUGUAGCAUUAUUAUACUGAAGUGUUUUCCUUUGAUUUAUAUACAUGGAUUUAGAAAUGUGUAUAUCAUGCAUAUCUGUGUCUUUUCUGUUCUGGAGAUGAAUAACCACAGAUAAUAUCAGUUAGAGAUGAAGAAUGAUGCUGAGAUGGCUGUUAAGCUAUUACAACAGCUUUAAAAAAGUUAAAUAUCAUUGAUGUAAAUAUUAGAGAAGAGAAUAUUUAUCUCCACUAAGUGACAUGAAAAACUGUGGUAAGAAUAACAGGCAGUGGGUGUAUCUUAAGUAGUAAAAUCCCUGAAUUCAGAUGCUAAUUAUAAGCACAAGGACACUUGCCUCCCACAUACUUAAAUGUUGUAUAUUUUCUUUAGUCAAAGUGUAAUUGAGAGUUCUUGAAGUGCUGAAUAUGGCCUUUGUUUUUUUUAUUUCCCCUUAGCAUAUAUAUUAAAAAAAAAACAAUAAGACACUUCUGCUGGACUGUGAUUUUGAUGGAUAUAGGUGGAAUAUGAAACCAUAUGCUAUAAAGAUAAAUUCAAAUGAUUGCUCUUGGAUUGUCUUUAUUGUGUGACUUUCCUGCUUCCUACUAUUGAAAACCAAAUGUUUAGUAGUAAAGGUAAAAUUAUUUAAACAUAUUUGAGCACAUUUUACUUGCUAUCUGUGGUUUACCAAGGACUUUAAGGCUUAGAUUUUGAAAGGUUGUAUUAAUACUGGUAUUAAGAGUAUAUCUGUUUAGAUUAUUCUGGACUUUAAAUUUUAUUUACGACAUCAUCUCUGGCAUCUUGUCAUAAAAGUUAUGUGUUGUUUUACUUCAUUAGCAGUUUUAACAUUUGUAAGUAUCUGAGAAGAAAACUUCCUCUGCAUUUUGAACAGUGCCUUUCAUUGGUGGUUUUCUAACAGGUUACUCAGCUGUUGAAAGGUGUGUUGUACAGAUACUCUGUUCUUAGAAAGUAAUAGUCUUUUAAGUUGUAGAGUAGUAGGAAAAGUCUGAUAGACUUAAAUUAUUUUAAAAACUUUGUUUUUAGAAAUAGAGGUAUAAGAAAACCUUUUGUAAUCUUGCCCUUUUUUUUUGUUCUUAGGUAUGCUUUUUAUUUAGCUUUUAGUAACUUGUAAUUUAAGAUCACAGUUAUUAGGUGUAUUUCUGCAUUUUAUAUAUCACUCCCAGAUGCUAUAGUAUUAGUUUUUAUCACUGCAUAUUUUAUGAAAUGUCAGCCUUCUGUUGGCUGUUCAGGCAGCAUUGUUAGUGAUCAAAGACACAACAUAAAGGAAAGGAAUCUAAACAGUUGGCUUAUCUUUGUCCUUCAUUGUGACAAAAGUACUCUAAAAUUACUUAAUUAUAAAAUGUCAAAUAAAGGCAUCAUGUAACAUGUAAAGAAAUAAGUAUCUUAGUAUUUAAGUGAAAUAAAAACUCAGUGUUUAAUAUCAAAAACAUAGUUAUAAAGAGAAAUACUAUCUAAUUUACAAAGUUUUCCUUGUUAAGGAAUGAGGUUAAUAUGUCGUGUGUAAUUUUGUAGUACUUUGCUAAAACAUAAUGCUUUGCCUAGAAAAAGCCACAUAGUUUUUGACAUCGUAAGAGGUUACUCAGUAUAAACCCUUAAUUUUGUUAUACAAAAUAUGUUCUAGAAAAUUGAUUAUUAGCUUUAGUGUGUGCAUUAAGUUGUAUGUGAACCAGUUUAUUAAAGUGUUUUCUUAAAGUGAUCUACUUUGCAUUUAAAAACUACUUCAUAGUAGGAACCAUUCUUUAAAAAAUGAAAAAAAAAAGUAAAACAAAAACUACUUCAUAGAUUUAAAGAUCCUUUUUUUCCUUUAUUUCAGUAUCAAAAUAAAAGUAUGGAAUGGGAGAAAAAUUCUCAAAGCCUGAAAGAAAAUCUGUAAGAAUAAAAUUCUUGAAUGAUUUUGAUCAGCUGUUGUGUAUGCCCAACACAGCAGUUGGUUCAAUCAAUUUUAUGUUUUGGGAUGGUUUUAUUAAAAUGAGCUGCUGCUUUCAGUAAAUCAUUGAGAAAGAUGCUGGCUUUAUACAUGUCUUUUUUGGUUGGGGGCAGGGCAUACAAUUGCAGCCUUGUAAGUCAGUAAAAUUGGAGACAGUUCCUGGCUGCCAUGAAAGUCAGUGUGUUGUAUGGGCAUUUGGAAAUAGAAGUAGAAUGAAGAUUUAGACUAAAAAUGAUUUUAUAUAAAUGUACUUUUAUAGCUUUCUGCAGGAAACUGCCAUUUCUAGUAAAAAGUGAUCAUCGGCAGAUAAUAGGGAUUUAAGUGUAUCUUCAGUUUUGUGUACAGUUUCUGUUUUUAUAAAUGAAUGAAAGUUAAUUGUUUACCAGUGUAAGAAUUAAAUCUUUGGAAAGCAAUUUGAAAGACAUAGCCAUUGCAUAUGAGUUAGAGGCCUCAACAUUUUGUCUUAAUAUGCUUUAUGCACUUACUACCCAAACUAUGGUCUGUGUUGGUGUUACUUGAGAGCUUCCUAGAUAUGCAGAAUCUUAGGCCUAAUCCCAUACCUGCUAAAUUAGAAUCUGUGUUUCAUCAAAAUUCCUAGGUAAUUCAUAUGAGUAUUAAACUUUGAGAAGCACUGCCAUAAUUUAGACCUCUCAUUUUCUCUGUGUGUAUGUGUGUUUUAGUUGUGGGGUGCUUAUAUUGGAGUUGGUCACCUGCAGUUCAAGAAUUGGAAGAGGAAGUGGAAACUCACACCAGAAUUUUAGUGGGCACCCGAGAGUAGACAGAGUUAAUUUAGAGCUCACAGGCUUUUGGUCUUUAAGCAAUUGCAGUUUGAAUCAGUAGCUACUUUGUAUAUUACAUAGAAGGCUUCAUGUUACCCUGGUAAUAUUAAUCAGUUGUUUGAGCAUGGCAGUAUCCUCUCUUGUUCUCAGAUACUUACGAUGUUUUGUGCCAGUCAUAAUGUAGUAACAUUUCCAAAGUGUGUUCUACGGUAUAUUUUUUUCUAGGAGAUGCUUGGAGUGUAAAGAUCCUAUGGUCACAUAAAUCUGGAAAGCACUGAAUACUUUCUUUCCCAUAAAAGAAUUAAAAGACCCGAGAACCUGGUGUAAUUUAGUUCAAUUUAGUGUUUUCCCAAUUUACUUGACUAUAGCAUCCUCUGUUUUGUUUUGUUUUUUUAAAACAAUCUUUAAAUUCUUUUUUUAACGUGUGCACAAACUGACUUCUUUCCACAUUUAUCUAUCUUAGUCAAAAUAAGAGAUAUGGACAACUUCUGAAAUUGUCAUGAUGUUAUGGCACAUAAAACAUACUUUCUGGUAUUUUACCUAUAAAUGGUACUGGUGUAGCUCUUGUGUACUGAAGGGGCUAAACAUGCAGGCAUUUUUGAGAAUUGGAGUAACUGAGAAGUCAUAAUGUAGAAUAGGAAUCCCCAAUUCCCUGGUCAUGGACUGGUAUUGAUCCAUGGCCUGUUAGGAACCAGGCUGCACAGCAGGAGGUGAAUGGUGAGCAGGUGAGCAUUACCACCUGAGCUUUGCCUCCUGUCAGAUCAGCAAGAGCAUUAGAUUCUUGUAAGUGCGCAAACCCUAUUGUGAACUGUGCAUGCAAGGGAUCCAGGUUGCUCAUUCCUUAUGAGAAUAUAAUGCCUGAUGAUCUGAGGUGGAACAGUUUAGCCUUGAAACCAUCUCCCCCCAGCUCCCUCCUGAUUCGUGGAGAAAUUGUCUUUCAUAAAACCAAAAAGGCUGGUGACUGCUGAAUUAGAAAGUGAGCAUUGAACUGAUGCCAGUCAGAUUUGAUGGAUGAAUGAAAGGGAGAAAACUGACUAUUCCUAGUAUUUGCUGGAAAGAGAAAAACCAUGAACAAUGGAAUAAAUUAAACAUUUCAGUUGAAUAAAUGUUUACGGAAUUGCUAAUAAAGAAUAGGCUCUGUACUUGGCCUUGGGCAAACAGUAGUGUAAAAUAUACAGUCUGCCCUCUAGUUGCUUAUUGGAAUGAGCAUAGUACAUUCUGAUAAAUGUACAAGAGCUGGAAUGCAGAACAUAGGAUUUUCCUUGUGGAUUUAUUAAAAGAAAAAAAAAAGUUGGCCAGAAUACUAUAUCCUGGAGUGCUAGAGACAGGACAUAACUGUAGUUGUAGAUGUCUCUGGUUAAGAGAAACAGGAAGGGACAAUUAUGGGGCAGAAUUUCAAAAGGUAAGAUUGGGAAGACCAAACAGCCUUGGAAGACUUAGAGCUUUUCGUACUCAAUUGCCCAGAUUUGGUUACUUGAAGUGCAUGACAGUCCUCCAUCACAUAUUUGAGACUCCCUUAAUUUCUGCCAAAAGAAGUUCUUGCAGGGUUAUCUUUUAUCUGUUCUACCCCAGCUCUGGAAACAGCCAUUUCUCUGAGGAACUCUGAUUAUUUUUAGGGGGGAAUAAUAUUAAUGAUCAGGAUCUUGGCACUAGUGUGCUGAUUGCUCCUGGGUCUUGGCUUUUAGGCCCUUUUAGAGGACAGAGGUAGGAAAUAUAUAAGCUUUAUGUAUACACAUACAUCUACAUUUAUACAUAUAUACACAAAUGCAUCUUGCAACACAUACAUGAACAUAUACAUCAGCAAAUUUUUUUUUAUUUAGAGAUACACCAGUAUUUCUAAGCCAUUUGCAGAGGUUUCUUUCCUGUUUGCUUUCAUAUUUAUAUGUUCCUUCUUUCACAGUGAGAACCUUGGCUUCAAACGGCAUCAACACAUUCACUUUUUUGUUCAUCUAAAUAAUAGGUCUAAAACAGUUUCAAGAUUGUUUAAUCAUAUCAUUAUAAGAACAAAUAUACCAAGAAAAGCUCGAAAUUUGUUUGAAGUUAUCCCUCCUUUCUGUACUCAAUUCUUUAGGUAUGUAACCAAAUACUGUUCUCAUAAUUACUUAGCUCAUUCUCUCUUAUUCCCUAAAUGUGGCUACGAUAUUAAUUUGAAAUACAGUUCACUUGUUUUAGUUUUCUUUCAGCUUUUGUGCUCCCUUUUCAUUACAUCCCUGUUGAUUUAAUUUUUUGACUAGGUAGAAGAUUAUUUUCCAAAAAGUAAAACUGAACAAGAAAGUAUACUCAGAAAAUUGUCACUCCCUCCUCCGCAUUCCACCCCAUACUUUGUAGGAAACCAAUUUUAUUGUUUUCUGGGCUUUACUCAUUUUUAUAAAGAUAUGCAGAGAUAUGUAUGUUUUCUUAUUUUCCUUUUUUUUCUAAAAUGUAGCAUAUAUGUUCUUUUGCAAUUCGCUUUUUUCAGGUAUCAGUAUCUCUAGGAAAUUGCCUCAUAACAGUUCAUAGAGAUUUUCCUCGUUCGUUUUUACAGGUGCUUACUACUUUCUGUGUACCAUAGUUUGUUCAACCAAUCUCUUAUGUUUGCACAUUUAAGUAGUUUCCAAUAUUUUACAACUACAAAUCUGCUGCAAUGGGAGAUGCUGUUUUUCCAGCAGCUAAGUAGAGGAAGAACUUAGCUCGUCUCUGUUUCUUGAUUCCUCUUCAAUUUCUGUUUGCUAACCAAGACUUGUGUUUGGAGAACUCUAUUGUACUGAGCCUAAGUCAUCUUCGAUCUAUAACAAGAACAUGCAUUUUCACAUGUCAACCAGAUUUGUGGACCAGUAAAGUUCUCCCAAAAGGUAGUUACUUUUGGUGACAUUGUCCAGUUCCCACAAUGUAUCAUUCCUUAUCUGAAACUAGACAUCCUCUGCAGCCAGAAGAGCAAGAAGUAGGCAUUGACCCCUUGUCCAGUUACUCUAACAAGUCUGGAGCAAACUACCUGUUGGACAUUAGAGAAGAAGUGGUCAUUGCUGUGGCUAACAGAGCCUUUUCUUUAUCUGGAGAUUCAAAUAAAAAUGGAAGAAGAACAAGUUCUUUAGACUCUGAAGGGACUUUUAAUUCCUAUAGGAAAGAAUGGGAAGAACUAUUUGUAAACAACAAUUACUUGGCAACAAUAAGGCAGAAGGGGAUUAAUGGGCAGCUGAGAAGCAGCAGGUUCCGCAGCAUUUGCUGGAAGCUAUUUCUUUGUGUUCUUCCUCAAGACAAAAAUCAAUGGAUAAAUAGAAUUGAAGAAUUAAGAGCAUGGUAUAGCAACAUUAAAGAAAUACAUAUUACAAACCCAAGGAAGGUUGUUGGCCAACAAGAUUUGAUGAUCAAUAAUCCUCUUUCACAGGAUGAAGGGAGUCUUUGGAACAAAUUCUUCCAAGAUAAAGAACUUCGAUCAAUGAUUGAACAAGAUGUCAAAAGAACGUUUCCUGAAAUGCAGUUUUUCCAACAAGAAAAUGUGAGAAAAAUUCUUACAGAUGUUCUUUUCUGUUAUGCUAGAGAAAACGAGCAGUUGCUUUAUAAACAGGGCAUGCAUGAGCUGUUAGCACCUAUAGUCUUUGUCCUCCAUUGUGACCACCAAGCUUUUCUACAUGCCAGUGAGUCUGCACAGCCCAGUGAGGAAAUGAAAAUUCUCUUGAACCCUGAGUAUCUGGAACAUGAUGCCUAUGCAAUGUUCUCACAACUUAUGGAAACUGCUGAACCUUGGUUUUCAACUUUUGAGCAUGAUGGUCAAAAGGGGAGAGAAACACUGAUGACUCCUAUUCCCUUUGCUAGACCACAAGAUUUAGGGCCAACAAUUGCUAUUGUUACUAAAGUCAACCAGAUCCAGGAUCAUCUAUUGAAGAAGCAUGAUAUUGAGCUUUACAUGCACUUAAACAGACUAGAAAUUGCACCACAGAUAUAUGGAUUAAGGUGGGUGCGCCUGCUGUUUGGACGAGAGUUCCCCCUACAGGACCUUCUGGUGGUCUGGGAUGCCUUGUUUGCAGACGGCCUCAGCCUGGGUUUGGUAGAUUAUAUCUUCGUAGCCAUGUUACUCUACAUCCGAGAUGCUUUGAUCUCUAGUAACUACCAGACCUGUCUCGGCCUUCUGAUGCAUUACCCACUCAUCGGGGAUGUACACUCACUGAUUCUUAAGGCUCUGUUCCUUAGAGACCCAAAGAGAAAUCCAAGACCAGUGACUUAUCAGUUCCAUCCAAAUUUAGAUUACUACAAAGCACGAGGAGCCGACCUCAUGAAUAAAAGCCGGACCAAUGCCAAAGGUGCUCCCCUGAAUAUAAAUAAGGUCUCUAAUAGCCUGAUUAAUUUUGGAAGAAAGUUGAUUUCCCCAGCAAUGGCUCCAGGCAGUGCAGGUGGCCCUGUACCUGGAGGCAACAGCAGUAGCUCCUCCUCUGCUGUGAUUCCUACCAGGACCUCAGCAGAGGCCCCAAAGCAUGCCUUGCAACAGCAACAGCAGCAGCAGAGGCUGAUGAAAUCAGAAAGCAUGCCUGUGCAAUUGAACAAAGGCGAUGUAGUUACAGGAAGCGAUGCUCAGGUUUCUGUUCCUGUCCAGACUCUAACUGACCUCCAAGGGCAAAGUUCUAAAAACAUCAGUUCAUCUCCAAGUGUUGAGAGUUUGCCUGGAGGAAGAGAAUUCACUGGCUCUCCACCUUCAUCUGCUACUAAAAAAGAUUCCUUUUUUAGCAACAUCUCUCGUUCCCGCUCACACAGCAAAACUAUGGGCAGAAAAGAAUCUGAAGAAGAAUUAGAAGCCCAAAUUUCCUUCCUUCAAGGACAGUUGAAUGACCUGGAUGCCAUGUGCAAAUACUGUGCAAAGGUGAUGGACACUCAUCUUGUAAAUAUUCAAGAUGUGAUAUUACAAGAAAAUUUGGAAAAAGAAGAUCAAAUUCUGGUUUCCCUGGCAGGAUUAAAACAGAUCAAAGACAUUCUAAAAGGUUCCCUGCGUUUUAACCAGAGCCAGCUAGAGGCCGAAGAGAACGAACAGAUCACCAUUGCGGACAACCACUACUGCUCCAGCGGCCAGGGCCAAGGUCGAGGCCCAGUCCCGAGUGAUGAAAUGUCUGGGGCUACUAAGCAGGCCUCUUCAGAAAUGCCAGGGUGCACCGAUAGAGGGAGUUCAGAUGACUUCAUCCUGAUUUCCAAAGAUGAUGAUGGAAGCGGUGCCAGGGGCUCCUUCUCUGGGCAGGCCCAGCCUCUUCGCACUCUCAGAAGCACCUCUGGGAAAAGCCAGACCCCAGCCUACUCCCCACUGGUGUUCUCAGACCCACUGAUGGGCUCAGUCUCAGCUUCCUCCAGCAACCCCAGCUCCAGCCCUGAUGACGACAGCAGCAAGGACUCUGGCUUCACCAUCGUGAGUCCCCUGGACAUCUGACCACAGGGCCCAAUCCUAUCCCACAGGGAUGCAGCCACCCUUCAGUCCCUGGUCCCAAGCCCAGAUUGAGGCUCACCCAGUGGAGACCCCUCUGAAAGCACUGCUUCCUUCCCAGCAUGCAGUUGGCAUUGGUCCAGCCCUUUGAAACCCCUGAGAGAGAAGCAUAUAUGGCCACAAAGCACACAGGCUUAAGUUUGCCAAAUACAGACAGGGCUUUCUGGGCCCUUACCUAACCCCCACCCCACUCAUGCUCUGAGUUAAGAGCUGAGUUAUGUACUCAGUAUCACACUGACAGUUAGGAAAGACCAAAUCACAAUUACGAUCACUUUUCCUCUGUCCCCUUCUCCCCAACUAAGGGUGUGACAACUCCAUCAGUUAUACUUAGGAGGAGGAGAAUAGUUAUUUUCUUAUCUUUAUCCCUCAAAGCAUCAGACAUAGGAAAAUUGGUUUAUACCAAGAAAGCUUCCUCUGUGGAAAUCUAUCUCAGCCCACUUUAUUCCUACAUUGGGAAGCCAUAUCACAGAGCUAAAUGCAAUAGAAUGAACUAGAACUAGUGGAUUUUAGGGCUGAGGAAAAAAAUUUAAAAAAAUUACUGACCUCUCAGAGUUAUAAUGAUCUCUGGAAACAGGGUCAAAACUUAGGAACCAUAUUUAGGUAUGAUGUAGUGUUAGUUUUUUUGAUGUAUUAAAGAAUGCAUCUGCAAUCCUUAGGCCAUAUCAACUUUGGCCAUCACUGUCUCUCCUUAAACAAUUUUGCUUCACCUUUUAGAAUCUUCCAUAGCCAGAAAACAAGGUUAUUAUAAGCUAGUUUUUGCUGCACUGAUUUCAAAAGAUGUAAGAAUAUUACUGUCCUUCAAAUGGAAAAUGUAACCUUGACUUUAUGGGAUAAACAUCUUUCAGGCAGUUUUCUAGUUAAGUUUCUCUGGUUUCAAAGCCGUAUAUACCCGUCAACUGAAGCAGAAAGGGAAAAACCCAAGUUUAUUCCCACCCAAAGUCAGAAUGCCUCAUUGGCCUUAAAGGAGCAGUCAUAAGACUUAGAGAAUUGGACCUAGAGUCCCUUCUGUGGGGAAUAAGGAUACCUAGAAAACAUUCCAGAUGCCAAGAGGAUGCAGGAUUUCUACACAACCCCUUCCUUUCUUGGCAGUCAAGUGUAGGAACUGCAGGGCCUGUGCUCAGCUAUGAACCCUGCAUCCUGGGUGCCACUGCCAGGACCGGGUCUGACAUGCCAGUGCCUUCCUGGGCUCAGCACAGAUUAGAGACUCUCCCCCUUGUUGGCUGGCACCAUAAAAAACCAUGAUGGGCACAGGGCAUCACAUGAACUGUUUUUCUACUUAAAGAUGAUCCCUGGAAAGGAUACUUUUCCUCUCCUUUGCCUGCACAGGAAUUCUAACAGGAAUGGGUGAGGAUGGCAGAGGGACACAGGGCCUGUCUUACCUCCAUCAGGGAGAGCAAACAUGCCACGGCUGACUGGCUCUUUGCGCCUGUCCUCAGAGGAUGGUGAGGCAGCUUGGCAGUGGAGGCCUUCAUGGUAACAAAGGAAAGCUCAUUAUAAAGGAACAGACAUUGUUUACAUCCCUCCCACUGCUAACCUUAUAUUUCUCCAUAGACAAAUAUGAUAAUGACAUGAUUUUCCACCUGCCCUCCAAGAAAAUGGUGACUCGCUCCCAAGUCAAUUACUGUGGAGAGCGUUCUAAUUAGCUCUGCAAUUUGUUCUUAAACUCUAGCAGGGAAAUCUCCUCUUAACCACAUCAACAUGUAUGGUGAAUAAUAACACUGGUUUUGCCAGAUAACAGGUAGUGUGCCUUCCACCAUUGAGCAAUUGCCUGGCAUAUGCACACUGUAGCUCCCUGGCUUUUGGCUCUGAGCGUUCCUCUCAGCACCUCUGAGUAAGCUGCUGCCAAGCACAUGUCCCCAUGACAACACUUUGUAAGCAGUGGGUGCCCCCAUACAGUGAGUGACCUUGCAACUGUGCAGGGUUACCACUGGUCACUUUCUCACCUUGGGAAGGUGUCAGAGUUUUCACUACUAAAGUGAGAGGUGUAGAGCUGUUCCCACCAGGCCUCUGGGACAGAUUGGAAAGGACCACAGAGCUGGCCAUCCCUGGGGAGCUGGGCCACUGUCAUCUGCUGACCUUUAGUAUUUCCUUUGCCCUAGAGCUAGAGUCAUGAUAGCUGAGGGUCACUGGCCCUGCAAGAGCCACUAGGCACCCACCAUGUCAAUAAGGCUCUCUGCUGGCUCAUUGCAGUCGGCUGGGUGUUCAUAGUCACUGAAAACUCCCAGCCCUGCUUCGCACUAGAGGCAGGUGCUCUCGGUUCUCUCCAUCCUGUGCUGUGUUGGUGGCAUGUGAGGUCCAAUGGCUUCACUCAGAGAUAUUGCUUCUGUGGCCCCUACAAGCUCACCCCCUCCUUGGAGGAGGGAGAUAUACAAGGACAGUGGGUCAUGGACAGUACCAGCCUCAAAUUCCCACAGGCUCAUAACUCAGAUAAUUGUAUUACUGUCUUAUGGUUUUUAAGCAAUUUUUUUUUAAUUCUUCAUAGUUAUUAGUUACAGUGCUAUUAAAGAAUAUGUGUUCCUUUUUAUUAUUUUAUCAGGUGCUUAGUUUAAUUGCACAUUUUUUAAAUCCUGAAUAUAUUUUGUUAACAAAUGUGGUAAUCAGUGGAACCCCUCUUAUGUUUUGAUUAUUAGCAGUUAAAUACAUUUUGUAUACAUGAAGCUUAGAUUAAUUCCCAUCAUCAUCUCUUUUUUUAUAUAUGUCUGUCUGUGUUUCAUGCAUUCCUCUUUGAUCAGAUUGGAAUUUGAGUUAAAAUUUAGCUCUGUAUAUUACAUGUGAGAGUUACAGACUAGCAAAUCAUAAUGACUUUGCCUUACCUCAAGCAUAUGCCAUGGGGUCGGAUAACAUGGUAAACAUUUAGUUACACUGGAUUCCUCUUCCAGAGCUGACCUCCUGCUAAUGUUCAGUGGUAACUGCAAUCUGGAAAUAAAUAAUAUCACUGCAGAAUGAAUGUGACUCCAAAAAUAAACCAGGACCUCCCUGUGAUUUGCCUUGUCUGCAGAUGACGGAUUGACUCUUGUGCUGUCAGCCCUGGGGUUGCUAAGGAAGCUGCCUCAGGAGGGUUAGUUGCCUGCUCUACUCUGUCAGAGAUGCUAAACAAAUAUCAAACGCUGUGGCAGUCAUGCUGGCCUCCUAAUAAUAACCUGUCAGAGUUGAUGCACAUUAUUUUUGUUUUUAUUUUUUUAAGAAACUGCCCCAAGGAUUCAUUAUAGAACAGGAGUGUGUAUCGAGGACUUAGCUCCCCACAUAGAAGUGGCCAUUCUGUGGCAGCCACAACCAAUUCCAUCCCUCCUUUCCUGAGGACACACACCUGGCCCCUGGGCCCUUCCCCAUGUGUCAAGGAGGGGGUGUGGGGGAGGCUGUGAAGUGGAGUGAGGAGGCCAGAUGCAUUGAGGAUGCAUGUGGCAAGCUAGGCUUCCUUCUCAAAGGCCAGACUGUUUUCUCAGUGUUACUUUCUAAAGCUCUCUUUUUAUAGUAUUAAAAAGAUAUAUAAGGUUCAUAUAAACAGGAUUGAGACCACUUUGAUGUAAAAGCUGUCAUAGUAGUUUUUCUCACAGUGGCACAAUUCAUUUGAUUGAUGGAAUACUCAGUAAUGCCAUUUAUGUCCUAUCACUUUUUUCUCAUCCAUCUUUAUGCUAUAACUCAUAUUGAUUUAAGAAUGAUUUCUCUUUUUGGCAAAGUGAUCCCAUUCAAUAUGGUUAUAAUAAAAGACUAAUGU
This is a messenger RNA of Sapajus apella (tufted capuchin), 13428 nucleotides long. It is a transcript of the gene TBC1D5, whose product is annotated as TBC1 domain family member 5. The transcript has 26 exons. The record is from RefSeq and is a predicted model, not a curated record. Gene Ontology annotation, molecular function: GTPase activator activity. Gene Ontology annotation, biological process: activation of GTPase activity. Bases 7140 to 9659 code for a protein of 839 amino acids. Lineage: Eukaryota; Metazoa; Chordata; Mammalia; Primates; Cebidae.